GGCAGUUGAGCCGAACGGAAAGAACCAAAAAAUAACCAGACAAUGAGCUUAACGCUUCUCCAGGGCUACUCCUCCGCUGAGGACGACGACGAUCCCGCCGCCGGCGCCGGCGCUGGCACCGAGCUGAGCGAGUCUGGUGAUUCGUCAGCCGAGGAAGCCGGAUCGGACGAAGACGAGGAGUCCGCUCCUCCAAAGCCGCCCCCCAAGCUCCGCCGCCGACCAAACCCUAAGGGGGGAGAUGCCGGCGGCAGCGACGGGGGCUCCUUGCUGCCCUCCGCGCUGGAGGCCUUCGCUGAUGUCUCGGGACCACCAGAUUUUUUGAGGCACAGGGUUGCCGAGCCAGAGGAAGGGACGGAGGCCCUCGGUGUACUCGAUCGCCGUGGGAAAGAGGGGAGCAAACAGCCGCCUCCAGGUGCUGUUGUGGUGGCAAAACCACAGAUAGUUGCUAUCCGCGAGCGAGUUACCACAACUGGAGCCAACCCCCCAGGUUCAGUGACAGCUGGUUCUAUUGAUGGAAAAAGAGUAAUAGGUGCUGCAAAUCCUGGGCCAGAAGACGCAGCUGAUCUUCUAAGGAUGUGUCUACAAUGUGGUGUACCAAAGACCUAUUCACAUGGAAAGGGUAUGGUGUGCCCUCAGUGUGGUGGUAGACCGAUGCAGACAAAAGAGCCCGAAAAGAAGAAGGGUUCCACUGUCAAAGACAAGGAGAAGGUCAAGAGGAUGAGGGGGCAAUCGUCACAUGCAUCAUGGAAGAGUGAAACCGAGAUGGCUCUUCGGCAACAAUUCGACUGAUAACUAGUUAGGGUGCCCAAUAUUUAGAUGGAGUACUGGGUAAACUGUACGCUGCGAAAACCUUUUUUAGCUCUGUGUAAUGUACCAUAUGAUGUCCUUUGUGCCUCACACUAGGUUCCAGAAAGCCAGAACCAACGCUGUGUUUGUUUGUAUCUGCUGCUUUAAUUUUUCAGCCAUUUUGCGCUUGCGUUGGCGCGCCUUUUGCAUUUUAGCCCUUUUAGUGUUUUUUUCACAAUUA
Molecule: messenger RNA, 1027 nt
Organism: Zea mays
Lineage: Eukaryota; Viridiplantae; Streptophyta; Magnoliopsida; Poales; Poaceae
Exons: 3
Coding region: 43-789 (248 amino acids)
Source: RefSeq, marked predicted